Messenger RNA from Funneliformis caledonium, 634 nucleotides. The record is from the annotation of a GenBank genome assembly. NCBI's taxonomy places the organism in Eukaryota, Fungi, Glomeromycota, Glomeromycetes, Glomerales, Glomeraceae.
AUGCUUUUAUCCAUUAUUACAAUUGUUCUUACACUUUGAUAACAUGCAUGGUAAAAAAUCCUUCAGAAUCAAUAGAGUUUCUAAUGAGAAAGCUUCUUCUUAUGAUCAGUAUCAUCAUUGUAAUAAUCAAGAUCAUAGAUUAAUAUCUCUAAGAAGUCUAAUUAGUAAUCGAGAAUGUUCAACAUGUCGAGAUCAAAGAAGACGACGUUCAAUUUUUUGUGAAGUUAAUAGAAGCCGUUCGACCUACCGAAAUACAGGAAGAAGACGUUCAGUUUCAUAUGAUGAUGAUAGAGACCAUUCGACCCACCAAGAUCUAUGUCCAAUUCUUUAUGAAAACAAUAGAGUUCUUUAUAAUUCACCAAGAUGGUCUGAUGAUAGUAACGGAAGUUUGAGCAGAAGUUUUAGACUGUACAAAAAUUCAGAAAUAAAUGAAAUCGAAACAAUAAAUUUAACACUUAAACAUUUGAUUAAAGAAGUCGAAGUUUUGAAGAGCAUGCUGCAAGUUCAGUCCACAUGUCUUAAUAAAGGUAAAGGAUCUGUAACUCUGGAAUCACCAGAAGGAUAUGUACGAAGAUCUUGUCUAAUACUCGAAAAGAUGUCUAAUGAACAAUUCAAGAUUUUUAGGGUAUAUUAA